GAACUUUUAACAGCAGGAAAUAAUUCUAAAGAGGGCCAAACCAAAUUGUUAGAACUCCUCACUGCGAAGAGCUGUGCUGCUUGACAAAACUGAGUGGAAUUUGAAGAACCAGAAUGGAUCUAACGGAACAGAUCAGUCAGCUGGAAGCAGACUUGCAGGAGCUUAGUUCCCUCCUGGAGAAGUCUGAGAGGAAAAGGGUGCAGGAGCUGCUGAAACAGGAGCAGAGGAAAGUGGAAAAAGAGCUUGCAACGAAACGACAUCAGCAGGAGCAGCAGGCUAAGAGAGAAGCCGAUCCAACAGCAGGCUCUAAAGCACCAUACACAACUAAAAUCACCAACUAUGCAUGGGACCAGUCAGACAAAUUUGUUAAAAUUUACCUGGAUUUGAAAGGUGUUGACAAAAUCCCAGCAGAAAAUGUUGAAGUCAACUUCACUGAAAGGUCUUUCUCUGUUUUGGUAAAGAAUCUAAAUGGGAAAAAUCACCAGAUGUCAGUGCUCAACUUGUUACAUCCAAUUGAUGAAAAGGACAGCUACAAAAAGAUCAAAACAGACAUGGUCUUGAUCAUGUGUAAGAAACAGGCCACAAAGAAGUGGGACUGUCUAACAGCAGUGGAAAAGCAGUCCAAAGAAAAAGAUAAACCCAGUGCUGAGGAUAAUGCAGACCCAGGUGAUGGCUUAAUGAAAAUGCUGAAAAAGAUUUACGAAGAAGGAGAUGACGAGAUGAAGAGAACCAUCAACAAAGCUUGGUCAGAGUCCCAGGAGAAGAAGUUUCGAGGAGAGGAAACGAUGGACAUUUAAAUUUUGCAGUUUUUGUUUCGAUCUUGAGUUUAAAAGUUAGAGUUAAAGGAUCAUAUACCUAAUGUGAUGCAAACAUGGAAACAUUUUUGUCUGGCACCUGAAGUUAUUAUGGGCAGAAAGGAGUUCUGUCCACCAGAUGGCGCUAAAAUCAAACCUAUCAUCUUUUGGUUUAAGAUCUGAAGUAAUGGAAAUGUAAUGUUAGAUCAGAUAUCAAAGACGUUCCAUCUUGUUCCUAAAGGGUUUUUCACAUAUGUAAAUGUACUUUUUAUUUUAUGGUAAUUCUAUAAAUGGAUCAAAUGGGUUUCAAAGACACUGAUAAGCUUUUAUUGCCAUAAUCCAAAUUAUUGCAUGAGUCUGAUAAUUGUUGUAUGUUUACACAUCAUGCUUCCACAAAUUGGUAAUGUGACCUGCAGGAUUUCCACCAUAGUCUGUAUGUAUGGUAGCAAUAGUUUCAUUUUCAAUGGAAAAUUGAUCUCCUAUACUGCUGAAAUGCAUUCCUCCAACUGAAGUUGUUUUUCCAAUAUUGAUUUGUUCCAAAACUAUUAACAAAUAUACCAGCUAAGAUGAACUUUGUCUGUUUUUGUUACUUCUACAUCCCAAAAUCUUUAUGUAAUAAUCAGUGGUCAAUUAUACUAAUAUAUAUUUAUUCUUUUGAAAUUAUUUUAUGCUAAAACAUCAGUGUCAUUUUACUUUUCUCCCAAAAACGAAAACAACCAAUAAAAUACUUUAAAAC
Messenger RNA from Oryzias latipes (Japanese medaka), 1530 nucleotides. RefSeq names its product calcyclin binding protein (gene cacybp). Gene Ontology annotation, biological process: heart development. Gene Ontology annotation, cellular component: nucleus. Gene Ontology annotation, molecular function: tubulin binding; ubiquitin protein ligase binding; S100 protein binding. NCBI's taxonomy places the organism in Eukaryota, Metazoa, Chordata, Actinopteri, Beloniformes, Adrianichthyidae. The record is from RefSeq and is a predicted model, not a curated record.